CAAUAUGACUCAGAACAACAGUGGGACAAGUCUAGCAAUGUAAAAACUGUACUCUUCCUCGCCUCAAUCAGAAUAUGUUGACAAAUAUUCCCAAUAAGAUGAUUUCGUAGUCGAACUUGAUAAUGUAAUCAAGAGAAAAUAAAGCGCAAAAGUAACACAAAGUCAAUGCGAGCUUUGCACCAAUGGUACUUAGCAAGUAAACGAGGAAUAACAACCGAGAGCCGUUGUUGGUGAGGGACUAUCGUCAUACCGUUGAGUCGAACCGUAGUAGUAUAUAUUUACGGUCGAACCUACAGCCCGGGAAAAUCAGUAAAUCAAACUUAACUUGUGUGGAUGGGCAUCUAAUAUUCACAUGCGGGGCGUUUGCAAAAACUAAAACAUCGCAUGUACUCGUAUUUGAAGCAUUCGUGGGAUUUCCGACGGGUAUUCUGGGAUUUUUUUUUAUCUGGUUACAGUUUUUAUUCAUUGAUGGAAUUCAACGACUAACAUACACAUACCCAUUGAUGGAAUUUCAGCGAUGUCAUGGUUAGCGAAUGCACAAUUACUUAAAACGUGGUGAGCGCAAUCUGCAGUACUGUACAUGUGGCGGGGUUUUCUCAAAUCUCACACAUUUGCGGUAGUGGCGGGGGCUUUAUCCAAAAGAUCCGUAUUCUGACCUCUGGUUCGUUAAGUGCUGAUGAUACCUAAUGUACUAUACUUAGGACCGAAUGAACACAAAAGCGCUAGACGAAAAGCGCAAGUGAAUCAACUUUACAGAAAACGAGUAAAAGGCAAAAGAAAAAGUUCGGCCAGUUAUUAUUUAUGACGCAGAACAGCUGAUUUGCCAAAUCGUGUUCCUCUCAACUAUAUAUAUAUUUUUUGUUGAGAUGAAUAAGAUAUACAGACUAUAAUUUGUUUACACAUACAAAAUAUUAUGAAUUAGUGAAAAAAUCUGAAAUUUAAAGUAAUUUUUUUUAAGUCAUUAACUUCAAUAAUAUUAAAGUAAAAAUGAACAGGAACACUAUUUGUAUAUCAACAAACCUACAAUUCGAUGACCGUAUUGCCGACAGGCUGAACAAAAACUUGAUGGCUGCAUUAAUAGCUCUCGGUUUAGUCAUUCAAAACUUGGAAUUUGCCUCAACCACAACUGAAAUAUAUUCACGUGCAUAUAUUUCUGUGAAAGCAGCAGAAUCAAAUAGUCAAGAAGGACUUAACACACCAUCUUUUGUUACUGAGGGAAUAUUUUUAAAAUCUGGUGUUUUGAAAAAUGUAGAAGGAAAACUAUGCAAGGUCAAUAAUAACUUUUUAUUGAAUCCUAACUUAUCGUCAGAAGAAAGCAAUUGGAUUGGAAUUAUUUAUGAUGAAGAUAUUGAGAAUCUGGAACAUGAUGACAUUGAAUACGAUAAUAGAGGAAACAAAAUAAAAUUGAAGAAGGAGUUGAAUCAAGAUAUUAAAAUAAGGAUGAAAUAUUUAAAGGAUAAAAUCAAAAAAAUUUUGUUGCUUGGCGCAUCAGCAUUAAUUAUAAUGGUGAAGAAUGUUCAUAUUGCAAAGGAGUUUGAUGUCAAACAAGUUUUUUCAAAGCCUAUUGUACUUCUCCAUGGUGUUGAGAAUGUCACAAAAAUUUUACAACUCUUCUCAUUGAGGUACGAUUUAUUUGCAAAGAUUCAGCGAAGCAUUCCUUACUACAGUUUGGCUAGUACUAUUGGAACGGUGACACUUUGGGCAACAUGUGGCAGAUCUACUAGCGGCACAUUCAAUGAAUGGCAGGGCACAGUUUGUAUUGGUCGAGGCAUGAUUUCGGGAAAAGCUAUGGAUGAAUAUUUCAGCAUAAUGACUUGGAAUGCAGCAUUACUUCUAUUUAUUUGUUCAAUUGUAUACAUCUAUAUAAAAUUAUGUCGAAAUGGAUUGGGAUUCGAAAAUAAUGACAAUGAGAUGAGCAAUGAAAUGCUUGCCAAGAACAUCCUUUCACAAAUGAGUAUUGAAAUAUAUCGAUCGAAGGGAAGGACUUCCGGCAGAAAAUAUAAAAAACGGUCCGAUUCUAUGGAUGAAGGAGGGAGGAAAUUUGAUAAUCCACCUGAGCAAUGUGUUAUUUGCCUUGAUAUGUUUUUUCCGUUACAACGAUUGCGCGUACUGCCUUGCAAACACUCAUUUCAUAUGAAUUGCAUUGAUCGGUGGCUUCUAUUAAGACAGACCUGUCCGAUGUGUAAAUAUAACAUCCUCGAUCAUGUUCAAACAACCAGUGAUGCUUAGGAAAUGUUACCAUUGACAUCAUAUACCUUAGGAAUACACAUACAUUUUGCUUUCCCAUAUUUAUUUUAAAAUACACUAUUUAAGAGUCUGAUGAAUAUAUUUCUUU
Molecule: messenger RNA, 2335 nt
Organism: Styela clava
Lineage: Eukaryota; Metazoa; Chordata; Ascidiacea; Stolidobranchia; Styelidae
Product: RING finger protein 215-like
Source: RefSeq, a predicted model, not a curated record